This is a messenger RNA of Aureococcus anophagefferens, 756 nucleotides long. RefSeq lists its product as hypothetical. The record is from RefSeq and is a predicted model, not a curated record. The transcript has a single exon. Bases 1 to 756 code for a protein of 251 amino acids. NCBI's taxonomy places the organism in Eukaryota, Pelagophyceae, Pelagomonadales, Pelagomonadaceae.
AUGGUCAAGUUCGCGGAGCGCCUCGAGGACGCGAAGCAGUCGGAGUGGGCGGCGUAUUACGUCGACUACGACCGGCUCAAGCUGCUCCUGCGACUCAUCGUGCGCGCCGCCGAGCGGCCGAAUGCCAACGCGCCCUGCGGCGCCAGCAAUUUCGACAUCGACGGCGGUUUCGGCCUGCUCGAGCCGACGCCGGUCCUUGCGCCCCACCUCGGAAGCGAGGCGCGGCGCCGGCUCUUCGCGGUCCUCGACUGCGACGCCGCGCCUCGGCUCCCGCGGCCCGCGAGCGCGACGGCGCUCGGUUCGCUCGGCGUCCUCGCGGGCUCCGCGCCGUCGCUGGCGCUGCUGCUCGCGGCGGGCGAGGAGGAGGACGGCGGCGCGUGCCACUGGACGCGCUGGCUCUUCUCGCCCGCGCCGGGCGACGCCUACGACGUCCUGGCCGCCGGCUUCGACGUCGCGUGCGUCGCCGAGCUGCGCAAGGUGCAGCGGCACUACACGCGCGAGCUCGCGCUCCUCGAGGAGCGCUGGGCCCACCACCUCCGCGAGCACGUCGCCGCGCCGCGGCGCGGCUCCCGCGGGUCCUACGCGGCCGUCGCGGCCGACGAGCCGGGCGGGCCGCGGCGCCGCGCGUCGACGGCCGACGCCGAGCCCACGGACCGCGCGUCGCGCGAGUCGCUGAAGCGGGCCCUGGCCCAGCUCGACUUCGACGCGCGGAAGCUCGUCGCGGGCGGCGUCCCGCGAUGUUUUGGGAAAAGGUGA